Molecule: messenger RNA, 1374 nt
Organism: Stegastes partitus (bicolor damselfish)
Lineage: Eukaryota; Metazoa; Chordata; Actinopteri; Pomacentridae
Product: amphoterin-induced protein 3
Exons: 1
Coding region: 1-1374 (457 amino acids)
Biological process (GO): brain development
Cellular component (GO): membrane
Molecular function (GO): protein binding
Source: RefSeq, a predicted model, not a curated record
AUGACCUGUGGACUGAAUCCAGGCCUCUUCCUGCUGCUGCUGUGCCUCCUCCAUGGCUCUGAGGAGACCUGCCCAGCCAUGUGCCUCUGUAUUUCCGACACAGCGAGCUGCAGCUCUGGCGGUCUGUCCAGACUGCCUCUGACCCUGCCCUCCUUCUCCGUCACCCUCGACCUCAGCCACAACCACCUGACUUGGUUGAGUCCCGGCAGCUUUCAGAGGAUGACCAGGCUGGAAAACCUCCGACUGGCCCACAAUCAAAUCAGCACCGUGAGUCAUGGCGCGUUUCGCAACGCCUCCGGCCUCAGACACCUCGACCUGUCCUCCAACAAGCUGCAUAUGAUAGAGCAGCACUACUUCCACGGGCUAUGGAGGCUGGAGGAGCUCCUCCUCUUCAAUAAUAAGAUCGCUCAGGUGGAGGCUGGCACGCUGAACGGCCUGAGCAGCUUAAAAAAGGCCUACUUCAGCUUCAACCAAAUCACACACUUCCCGUUCUUCUCCAUCCAAGAUCACAGUCACCCAUUCCUGACCAUGUUAGACCUUUCAUCGAACCGAAUGUCUCGUCUGCCGUGGGAGGAUGUGAAAGCUUUGCCCGGGUUGGUGCAGCGGGGCUUGUAUCUCCACAACAACUCUCUGAUCUGUGACUGCUCCAUGUACAGCGUGUUUUGGCACUGGAACCUGAGGGGUUACGACUCACUGAAGGACUUCACGGAUGAGCUUACCUGCUCCAUCUAUGGGGAGCCACGAGCGGCGAUCCGGUUUCUGCGAUACAACCGCUUCUUCCACAACUGCACCGUGGAAAAAGCAGUCUUGCAGCCUGUUACGGUUCUGCUGUCCAAUGUGCUGGUUUCAGAGGGAGACAGAGUGCGUCUGGACUGCCAAACAUCCCUGAGUAGCACAGACCUCUCAUUUACAUGGCUCUCCCCCAGCAAGGGGUACAUCACCCAGGCCAGCAUAAAUGACACACUAAUUAGCUUGUUUCCUAAUGGCACCUUGGAGAUCGAAGAAACCAAGGUCAAUGACUCUGGUCUGUAUGUGUGCACAGCUGUGGAUAUUAAACAGGGCCUGAAUGCAACUCGGGAGGUGAAUGUGACGGUGCUCCUGCCUGCAGCAGAGUCAUUCAACACAGGCUACACGACAUUGCUCGGCUGUGUGGUGACUCUGGUCCUAAUCUCCAUUUACCUUUUCCUGACUCCGUGUCACUGCAGCUGCUGCAAACGGUCGAAACCUGCAGCUAUCCCCAUCGCCACCUAUGACCCAAGCACCCUAUCUUCUGUUUUCUCCACAAGAGACCAGUGCAAAACCCAAACGAAUAAGCAUGUAGCAUUCACAGAGCCGAUGAUGGAAGAAGGAACAGAAUGGACUUCAGAAAGUUGA